Molecule: messenger RNA, 1394 nt
Organism: Paramecium pentaurelia
Lineage: Eukaryota; Ciliophora; Oligohymenophorea; Peniculida; Parameciidae
Source: the annotation of a GenBank genome assembly
AAUGACUAUCUUGUCAUAUGAAAUCCUCCUAACUUUGAUUGUCUUUAUCCUUUAUUACCUAUAUUAUAGGAAAUUUAAAUUCUUUGAAAUCGUUGAGAAAUUAGAACAACAUAAUAUAAGAAAUAAAUUGCCUAGAGGGAAAUGUCCACCCUCUUAUCCAAAUGGUUGGUAUCGUUUAUGUAGAUCUGGAGAAUUGAAAUCAGGGUAUAUAUUUAUAAUAAAUAAAUAGUGAAGUGAAAGAAAUAAAAUUAUGUGGUAGACACAUAGCAUAUUAUAGAGGAACUGAUAAAACUGUUUAUGCAGUAGCUGCUUAUUGUCCACAUAUGGGUGCUAAUUUAGGAAUUGGAGGUUAAGUAAAAUUCAGAUCCUGUAUUGAGUAAUUAUUUUAGAUCAUAAUUAGAUGUCCAUUUCAUGGAUGGGCUUUUGAUGGUAAAAGUGGUCUAUGUGUUAAUUCUGAUAAAUUAGAUCCUAAAAUAGUUUCAACUUAUUGUUAUCCUGAUAUUGAGAGAGUGACCAAAAAUUAGAAAGGAGAGUAUCUAUAGAAAAUAUCUGAUGGAGAAGUUAAAAUUAAAACUUAUCUUGUUAAAGAACUUAAAGGAAUUGUAUAUAUUUGGCUACAUUCAAAUGAAUCAAAACCGUAUAUAUUUAUUAUUAAUAUAUAUAGAUGGUACGAUUUAGUGACUGAAUAAAGUGAACAUCUUACAUUGAGAGCUGAAAGUGUAAAUUAUGUAAAUUGUCACAUUUAAGAAAUACCAGAAAAUGGUGCUGAUAUGAAACAUUUUGAUUAUAUACAUUAUUCAGCUAUGGAUAUCAUUCCAGCAUGGUUAUUAUAAUUAAGAUGGGAAAUGAGAACUAAAAAUGCUAAAGAUACAGAUUUCUUAGAAAAAAUGACUCAUCCAGUUGAAAAAUGUAGAACUUAUUAAAAAACAUUAUUUGAUCAAUAUCUUGUUAACAAAGAACUUAUACCAUAUUUGAAUGUUCUUUUAUUAGAUGGAUAUGUAAUAUUGUUUAAUAAGUAUAAAUUUCAUGCAGUUUGGGCAACUGGAUUUUAAAUGGGUCCAGCAACAGUUGCUUUAUAUGUAAAGAGUGCCAUCUUUGAGGUAUUAUUUAAGUAGGCAAUUUAACCUGUUGAAAAAUUCACAUAAAAAGUCUAUCAUACUGUAUUUACUAAUAAUUAUUUACCUUAUUGGUUAUCAGCCUACCUUCUUCAUGCUGAAUUAAGAUAAGUAAUCUUUGAUGUUAAAUUAUGGAAUGCUAAGAUAUUUUCAGAAACUUUAAGAUAUAAUAUGAAAACAUAUGCUGAUCAAGCAUUAUUAAAUUGGAGAUAAUGGUAUUCCCAAUUUUAUGAAGGUUCUGCUGAAUUUGAAAAGAGUUUAGAUUAAUUGGAAUGGUGA